CGAUCGGAUGAUCGCGCAGUAACACACUCCAACGACGCACAAUCUCGAGUCUCAUCCUCGCCUCAAUAUCUGUCGUGGUGAUCAAGUCCGGUGACUAGUGUCCACCCAGGGAGUCCACACGGUGUAUUCAAAACGUUCCCCUGUUAGCCUGGUAAGAAUCAGGAGGGGCUGCAGAAGAGGGUGCGCCGUACCGGGCGCGCAAGCGUGAUAUCGGUACCCGCCCGAGGGUGAAGUGAUAAUUGAUGGUCUACGACUGUCUGUGGCAGUGCCGGUGGCGCUCACUCGCUCGCGAUCUGAAAGGCAACCCCAAGAACGUACCCGUACCAGUGUCUGAUCGUUGCUCAUUUGAGGUGGAAGGUGCCGUAUGCCGUGCGCUCCGUAUCUACUAGCGUGUGACUUCAAGUGACGAAUCCGGAAUAGGAGCGGGGGGAAACACGCGGAGAAACGAGUGGCGAUAGCGAACAUUAAGUGAUCCCCACUGUCAGGUUUCUUUUUUUUUUUGGGACCGAAUUUAUUACCUUCUUCAGCGUUAAUUGGCCAAAUUGUGGCCAAGUGUGGGUACACGGGGCUGUGUGUCACAAUGUCAUCUUUCGCGUCGUCGACGUCCGAAGUAACGAGGAUGAGUAGCGUCACUCGUCUGUUCGCAUUACUCCUGCUGCUCGGUUGCACCAGCGGUCAGCAGAUCACCAAUAAUGACGUACAGCAACAGCAGCUCGAUAUCCUUAGUCCACCGACACCGGCAUCACCGACGACCCAAGCAGAGCGUCAGUUCCGUGUGAUGUACGAGUGGAAUGUGCUGGACUUUGCGUUCGCUACCGAAGAUGAACGAUCGCGGGCACUGUACAGUGGUCGCUACAUUCCAAAGAAUGUGCUGAUCUCGGAUUGUAAACCGCACACGAAUCGGCUUUAUUUGACGAUCCCUCGUAUGCUGCCCGGUGUACCGGCCACACUUGGUUACGUCGUUCGUCCGGAGAACAAUGGACGUACGGAUCCGGAGAUUGUCCCGUAUCCGUCCUGGGAGAUGAACGAACGGGGCAACUGCUCGGCGUUGCAGUUUGUUCAGGGUAUUGCCGUCGAUAAGCACGGGAUCAUGUGGGUCGUGGACUCGGGACGUACUGAAACCCUUAGUCGAGGAGCCGAUCACGUCGUCUGUCCACCGAAGCUUCUGCUACUGGAUCUGAAGCGCAACGGUACGGUGCUACUGCGGUACCAGUUCCCGGAAUCGGUUGUACCGCCCGGUAACAACUACCUAAAUAAGGUCGUCGUAGAUGACGCGUACGGUGGAUUCGCUUACAUCACCGACAACAGUGGAGCCGAUCCGGGCAUUGUCGUGUUCUCGAGGCGGCUCGUGCGCUCCUGGAAAGUCCGAGAGAACAACUCGAUGCGUGCGGCACGGAAUUCGGUCCGUUUCGCCGUCAACGGAACCGAACUGAACUUCUCGAUCCACAUCGACAGUAUCGCACUCGGGCCUUACUACAAUCCUAAUCUCGAAUCGGAUGAUGGCCAUGAUCCGCUGCUCGGAAGUCAGAACUACGAACGUAACGUGUACUACUGCCCGCUGUCCAGUCACCAUAUCUAUUCGCUGCCAGCCUCUCUGUUGCGUGAUCCGGAGUUCAAUGCACGGGCGACACCACGAGACAUCCUCGAGGCCGUCAUCGACUAUGGCGAAAAGUCGUCCCAGACGGAUGGUAUGAUUAUGGACAAUCAGGGUGUACUGUACUACGGGUUGCUCGGUGAGCAUGCCAUCGCUCGCUGGGACACCUACAAACCGUUUACGCCCAAGAAUCAACAGAUCGUGGCCCGGGAUCCGACCUUCAUCCAGUGGGUCGAUAGUAUGGGUUUCGAUCACGAGGGGUACCUGUACGUGACGAUCAAUCGGCUGCAUAACUUUGUCGCCGGUCGGCUUAACCCACUCGAGGUGAACUUCCGCAUACUGCGCGGGAAGACGGCCGGUCUCAGCUACGUCGAGACGCCGGACAAUCUGUUCAACAGUGACGCCAAGUACCUGUACGGCGAUGGUAGCGGUACCGGCGAGUCGUUCGUCGAUAAUGGACUGCGCUUUCAGUCGUACGAGGGUACGACGCCGGCCUCGAGCCGCCUGGCGUCGGCCGGCAUUUUCGGAUCCGCUGGACGUUCGUCCUCAGUAGCGGCAGGUCCCGGUGCGAUAGGAUCCAUUGCACUGCUGUCGUUGCUGGUGUUCGUCGUGAGCACGAUCGGCCUUGCCGGUUGACGUGUUUACAGCGAACGCGCGCGGCAUCGCCCCGGUACCCGGAUGGCCCUUGGAGAUGACGGAGAUGGUCCGAACCGGACUGGUUCGCUUUUCCUGGUAUCAGUAUUGUAUAUAGUGUCUCAAGCUUAAGUGUAAAUACGCGUUGUGUUGCGUCGUUUCAUCGUGAAGGUUCCGACGUUUGACGUUUUUCGAGCGAGAACGCGAAACCGAUUCGGAUCGGACUAAUAAAGUUGGUUUUCCUUUUAAGACAUUAACUUA
Molecule: messenger RNA, 2488 nt
Organism: Anopheles darlingi
Lineage: Eukaryota; Metazoa; Arthropoda; Insecta; Diptera; Culicidae
Product: protein yellow-like
Exons: 3
Coding region: 581-2230 (549 amino acids)
Cellular component (GO): extracellular region
Source: RefSeq, a predicted model, not a curated record